Messenger RNA from Oikopleura dioica, 4167 nucleotides. NCBI's taxonomy places the organism in Eukaryota, Metazoa, Chordata, Appendicularia, Copelata, Oikopleuridae. The record is from the annotation of a GenBank genome assembly.
AUGUACAGCGAAUGGUGCUCCCUUGAGGGCGACGUGCUUGGACUCAGGAAUCAACUCUCGGUCCUCAAUCGUUUUCCGCCGAAAGUCGCUAAGGAGGUCUCAGAUCUCAUCGUUUUCUCGAUCGUGUCGUCCAACGUCGAUCUUGUCACUGAAAAAGAGGUGAAAUUCACCGAGGAAAUCCUCUGCUAUGCGUUGAGUCUGUCCUUCACCGACGACAAGAGCGUCCAAACCGUCAAAGAUGCGGUCCGUCUUUACUGCGACUGGCUUCGCGUUGUUGUCGACCCAUCCGAGCGGAUUCCCCUUCCAGUUCGGAAAAACCCGGAGCCGCAUUUGAAGAAGAUUCUUGAGCACCUGCAGAACCUUUUUGUCCCGAGAGUAGAACGACGAUGGCUCGAUGUUCAGUACAAUCUCUGUAAAACUGUCCUAAAGUCUGUCCUUGCCGUUUGCAAAGAAACCACCUCCCUAGAAGCAGCGACAUGGGAAACAAUCCUUCUCUUCUUCCUAGCAAUUGCGGAUACUCUUCUAGCGCCGCCCCUGGCAACAGGCGGCCUGGCGGAUCUCCUGGGAUCUGAGCUCAUCAAAACUCUUUUCGAAGUUUGGCUGGUCGCUUGCGCAAAGAACUUCCCAACGCCGACGUUUUGGAAAACGCUGACCGAUUUUGUCCAAGGCUGGCGGCACCAUUACGCGGUGAUUGACUGGUGGAGUAGGUUUACAGCUGUUUUGACGAGAGAUGUCAUCUCCAGCUCCCAGGGGCCGACGUAUCCGGAACUCCUCGUCCCAGAAGAAGAUAAGAACCUGAUCUACCCAAUGGACCAAGAGACCAUCACUCUGGCUUGGUACCAGUUCCUCAGAAUCAUCUCCAAUCCAGUUGAGCUGACGGACACGUCAAAAUUCGCCCGCCGCGACAAAUUCGUCCAAAUGGCGAAGCUCAACGGAAGAAACGAUCAAAUGCUCAGCACGCUGAACCACCCCUGUUUGCAAAAGCUACCUGAGAACUUUCUCCGCCUGAUGCAGGGAAUAAGCCAGCUUUGUGACGGCUUCCUUGGCUUGUCAAACACGGAAGAGUAUCGACGGGAGCUCAAAUUUGGAACGAUUUCGGGUCAUUCAGGAUCCAUCCCCAAGCCGCCAAAGAGUUUCAUGGGCUCAGAAAUGUCCGAAUCGAUUCACAAAACAUCGAAAGGAACAUCGGGUCGAAACUCCUCGGGCAAUGUGAUUUCCGAAGUGAGUUCCAGCUACCUCCAAGCUAGUCUUCAAAUGCGCACUGAAUUCACGGAUACGAAGCCGCGAUCGCGCCCGUACGUCAACUCCCUCCUCAAUCUUUUCGGAAAGUGGCUGUUUGAUGCGUCCCUUGGAGCUCCAGCAGAUGUCGACACCGCUUCGUUUUCUAGAGCCACUUCGAUUUCAGAGCCAAGUUGGCAUUCUGAAAUGAUCCCGAGCCCUGGGCUCGACGAUUCGGAGAGAAACGAAGCUGGCAGAGCAGAAGCGCUGGGCUGCUUGUCCCGUAUUUUGAGCACAAUAAGGACCAAUGAGAAGAUCAUCCCCGCGUACUUAGCCCGAGCUUACCUCGUCUUAUCACAUGGGCUGAUCGACGAGUCCUCAGCCACAAGAGCCGCGAUACUGAUCUUUGGCUGCGAUUUCCUGCGCGUGAAUUUGCCCGGCGUUACGUGUCUCUAUCCCCUCUUCAUCACGGUGCUGGAAACUUUAAUCCCGGACGGUAAAAUGUCAAACUACCAGCCGGUCGUUAAUUUAGCUGAUUUGCGGUUUUCCGCCGUCCAAAUGCUCUUGUCCAUGACCGCCUUUCCUCUCCACUACGGCAACGCGCAGAUCAGCCUCCUCCCCUCCGUCGACCUUGGAAACAAUAAGGAAUCUAAAUUCGUCUUCUCAGACUUUUUCAAUCGCCAGGCGGCGCUGCUCUUUGAAGAAAUCAACACGGACCUAGAUUCGACAAACUUGCAAAUGACGAUCGCAGCGCUCCACCAACUGCUGGUAAAUACGAUGGUCAAAUUCCUCGCAGAGCAGAAUUCGAACGAAGAUGCGCAAAGUUUGAGCUCUGAUUCAACAAUACGAUCAGGGGACAUUCUCAAGGAAAAUAGCUUGGACAACAUGGCAUCAGCUCCGGGACUGAUUCUAGCGACGGUUCAGAAACUGACGGCAAAGUUGGACAAGUGGGCUUCCAGUUCCAACCGCGUCCUGUCAGUCGUUCUCUCUGUUUUUGAAGUUCUCGGCGCCCUAGCUGGUUAUAUACAAGAAAUUCUCCCGCCAAAGCUGUGUUUUGAUCAAAGCAGACUUGUCGUCAAACAUCUCUGCAACUACAUUCAGCAGAGCAUCGGCAGAGAUCGUCGAGAACAUCGUCGGGAACUCCACUCGACCAUCGUUGCCGCUUUUCGCUGCGUCUCUCGCUGGUUGAAGCUUCAUCCGGAGCUGUUGGACGAUUCGAAGUUUUUGUACUACUUGAUGGAGGUCCUGGAGCUCGGAAUUUCAGGGAAAAAGUCGAGGAAUUCGAACAAAGUCGACACGGCGAAGCAUGAAAAGUUCAGCGAACCAGUUUCGGGGCGCGUUCGUCAUGCGGCAGAGGAAGUGUUGCAUCUCAUCUUUCAACGGAACAUUACCGACAGUCAGGUGGAUGAGAGUGUGCUGAAAACCGAGUCGUUGGAGUUCUACUAUCUUUACGGAAACGCGCUCGUGACUGUAGCAGAGUAUCCAGACAGUGAGAGCCAGAACCCCUGUGUGGUCAUGAUCGUCCGUCAUCCAGGUGGAAGAACAGCGUGGAAAAUGGAGCACGAAUUGACAAGUAGCGCUAAUUCCAAGCCGCCUGAGAUCAAGCAACUGCCGCUGGAUAAAUUUGAAAUGGACCCGAUUUUCUACCCAACUUCAAAGACUGUUCCCAUCGGCACUGAGCGAAUUCCACGCGUCCAGGCCGACUUUUCGAUUCCCUCGAUCGAAGGAGUAGCUGCUGAAGAAGAUGAAAUUGUACAAGACGAGAUUAGCUCUCUCCAAGAAGAACUCGACAGACAAAUCGAAGCUGACGAGGCCAAAUCUACUCGAGAAACGUCGAUUAAUCCAUGCAAUCAGCCAAAUCCCGUGAAAGAGUUCCAGAGCGCCAGAUUGCUGUUUGGAUCGUUGGGAUUGUUGCAACUGGAUAGUGUGAAAAAGCAGGCUUCGCUGGGAGAUCACGCUGAUUUGGUGCGACUACGAGGAGGGGCAGAUAUCAUUGAAGAACUGCACACGCUCGAUCAAAUGCCGCACACACAUCAUGACACGGGUUUUGUCUUUUACGUCCAAGCAGGUUGUUAUCAGCGUGAACAGAUUUAUGCUUCGACUACGGGGAGACAGACAAAAGCUCUAAGCAAAGACUUCAUCGAGUUUCUCUUCAACCUUGGCCAACCAGUCAGCGUCGAUGACCAUUCAGAUUGGACUGGAAAUGUCAAAACCAGCUACCGAAUUCGUAAAGCGCCGAAGAAGGAGAAAGCUGAUCUGAGCAAGGAUCAAAUUCUUAAUGGACGCGGGAUUGGCUCGCUCAAUGGCGAGAAUUUAGUGCUUUACUGGGCGGACUAUCACAACGAGGUCGCCUUUUUGGUGCCGAGUCCGAGAGAAUCGUCGGAGGUCUCGUUCAAUUUAGGAGAUGAUCAGUCCGAAGACAGUAAAUCCGUUGCAUCGAGCAGAAAACUCAAUCCAGGGAGCUGCGAUUCGCGCGUCCUGAUCUUUUGGCUUGAAGACUGGGACGACAUCGACUACAUCCCGAUCGACACGCUUACCAACGAUGCAACUACAGGAGAAGAGCCUGCGCAAGAUGUUUCUGUCAUCUUUCUUCAUCCGCUGCGAAAUGGGCUCGUUCGUGUUAGCACUAGAAUGGCUCAGAACUUGAAAGGUCAUCCAUCGCCGCUGGUUUCUGGCUCAGUCGUCUCCAAAUCGAUUCUGAGUUUAAUGGUGCGCGAGACAGUCAUCAACUACGGGAACAGGAAGCGCCUGGACAGCGACGCGCACACCCAUGCCAGCCACAGACGAAUGCGAAAGAUUCAAGAGGUCAAGGACCAUUACCAGCACAUUCUAAAGGAAGAAAAGUUUUACAGCACAAUCUUAUCGCCUCCGUCUGUAGUCCAGGAUCGAAGAGGUUCCUUGAUCUCUCAAGCUUCACAUCCGCACUCGAUCGACAUGCAAGUCGGCUGA